UAGGCGAGACGUGUCUCGCGCGUUUCCUUGUAUUCUUUCUGCGUUGUUUAGAGCACUGAUAAUGGCGAUUAGGGAAGUGGAGUGGUAAGCAACAGAGCAAGCUGGGCGGCUGGGCGCCCUUGAAGUCGAAUCUGCUACACUUAAUCCUGACAAUGGUGUUGCUUUCGCCAACCACUACGAGAACCGGAUUAUUCCAACUCUCCUCUUCUUCAGUCCCAUCACUAAAUAACAAGAAAAGGAACAAUUCCAUCAUAGCUCGAACCACUCCUUCCAGAACCAAGAGGAUAAUGGAAAGUAUAUCUGUGAGUGGAGAGGUGGGAGGAGCUGGUGGCGCAUACACUUACACUGCUUUAAAAAGAUUGGACCAGCUGUGGUCUAACAUUUGCUCUGAUGCAAAUGUGGUCACCGGAUUACCAACACAAGUAGUUACGAAAAUGUCUGGAUCCUAUAAGGAUUAUGAAUUUGGUGGACGAUCUCAAGAAGUAUUUGAUGUUGUAGUUUGUGGAGGUACUCUUGGUAUCUUUCUUGCCACUGCCUUGUGUUCCAAAGGUCAUCGUGUUGGAAUUGUGGAAAAGAAUGUUUUGAAGGGGCGAGAACAGGAGUGGAAUAUUUCAAGGAAAGAACUUCUGGAACUAUUAGAAGUUGGUAUUUUGACAGAAGAUGAGCUAGAAAGGACCAUCUCUUCCAGUUUCAAUCCUAACAGAUGUGGAUUUGAAGGAAGGGGUGACAUUUGGGUCGAGAACAUUCUCAACCUUGGUGUUUUGCCCUCAAAGCUUGUUCAGAUCAUGAAAGAUCGCUUUGAUUCGUUUGGAGGCGUCACCUUUGAGGGUCACAAUGUAUCCACUGUAAACGUGUACAAGGAUGGAGUGGUUUUGUGUUUAGAUGAGGAAAAGGUUUUGUCAUCACGACUCAUUAUUGAUGCAAUGGGGAACUUUUCUCCUAUAGUAAAACAUGUUAGAUGUGGAAGCAAACCCGAUGGUGUUUGCCUGGUGGUUGGUUCUUGUGCUCGUGGAUUUAAAGACAACUCUACAAGUGAUGUUAUUUUCAGUAGUUCAUCUGUCAAGGAAAUCGGAGAGUCAAAAGUACAUUAUUUUUGGGAGGCAUUUCCAGCUGGUUCAGGUUCCACAGAUCGGACUACUUAUAUGUUCACGUAUGUUGACCCUCAACCUGGAUGUCCAAAACUGGAAGAGUUACUUGAGGACUAUUGGGACUUGAUGCCUAGCUAUCAGGGAGUUUCUUUUGACAGUCUGGAGAUCUUAAGAGUUGUGUUUGGCAUAUUCCCAACAUAUCGUGACAGUCCACUACCAGCAGCCUUUGAUCGUGUUCUGCAGUUUGGAGAUGCGAGUGGUAUACAGUCGCCUGUUUCUUUUGGUGGUUUUGGCAGUUUGUCUCGACACCUUAGUAGAUUAACCAACGGCAUAACUGAAGCACUUGAAGGGAACUUCCUCGAUUGUAGGAGCUUGUCACUGUUGAAUCCAUACAUGCCCAACUUAAGUGCAUCAUGGUUAUUUCAAAGGGCAAUGUCAGCUAAGAAACACUCUGAUGUUCCUCCAGAAUUCAUUAACGAUCUUCUCUUAUCCAAUUUCAAAAGCAUGCAGCAACUAGGGGAUCCUGUGUUGAGGCCGUUUCUUCAGGAUGUCAUACAGUUUGGGCCGCUUGUCAAGACACUCGGCCUAGUAAUGUUUACUAACCCAAAAAUUCUUCCGUCAAUAUUCAAGCAGGUUGGAAUUCCAGUGCUUCUUGAUUGGUCUGGGCACUUCUUCAUGUUGGGAUGCUAUACAUUUCUGUCUAUCUACCUUGAACCUGCAAUAAGGCCCUUGAUAAACACAUUCCCGGCCAAGAUGAGAUAUGAGUGGAAGCGUAGGCUCGAGGCCUGGAAAUAUGGAGCUGGUUUAGAUUACAAACAAUGACACAGAUCAAAUGAGGAGUAUCUACCUGACACUUUCAUAAAUACCAGAUUACCACUUUGUAUACAUAAGAUUCUGACUCAUCAUUCUCACUUGAGAACAGACUUUCUUUUAUUGGAGGCCUGAAUUUUAUGCAGUAAUACACAACAUGAACGGGGAGUUAACUAUAUAAACUUAAGCCUGAGUUUGAUAAUGUUUUGCUUGUGGACUGAAGUUAGUUUCUUUUCGUUUUAGGGACCGAUUCUAUUUUUGUACUAUUAACUAACCUCCUUUGCGAUGAAGAUUGUCCCAAACGAGAAUUUGUAAGGCACUUUUUCUUUCAAAUUUCAGUUUGCACCAUAUUUAUAAACAAAUUUA
Cuscuta epithymum is the source of this 2264-nucleotide messenger RNA. The record is from the annotation of a GenBank genome assembly. Lineage: Eukaryota; Viridiplantae; Streptophyta; Magnoliopsida; Solanales; Convolvulaceae.